AUGAAGUUCGUUUCCACUCUGGCCCUGGCGGCCCUCGCUCACCUGGCGUGUGCUAUCCCUAUGGCCGAGAAGCGCGCCCCGGCUGCCACUCCCGUUGGCUAUGCCUCGCAGAACGGCGGCGUCACUGGUGGUGCCGGCGGUGCUACCACCACCAUCUCCUCGCUCCCCGAGAUGACGGCUGCCCUCAAGAAGGGUGAUGACUCCGCCCAGGUCGUCUACAUCAAGGGCAAGAUCUCCGGCAAGGAGAAGAUCUACGUCGGCUCCAACAAGUCCAUCCUUGGUGUUGACUCCAGCUCCGGCCUUGAGGGCAUCGGUCUCCUUGUCCGUGACUCGGAGAACGUCAUCAUCCGCAACCUGGCCAUCUCCAAGGUCGAGGCCGACACCGGCGGUGACGCCAUCGCCAUCGACGGCUCCACCAACGUCUGGGUCGACCACUGCGACCUGUCCAGCGACCUGUCCGCCGACAAGGACUUCUACGACGGCCUGCUCGACAUCUCGCACGGCGCCGACUACAUCACCGUCUCCAACGUCUACUUCCACGACCACCACAAGAACUCGCUCGUCGGCCACUCCGACUCCAACUCCAGCGAGGACAAGGGCAAGCUGCACGUCACCUACUACAACAACUACUGGAGCAACGUCGGCUCGCGCUGCCCGCUCGUCCGCUUCGGCACCGUCCACGUCGUCAACAACUACUUCGAGAACGUCUCCGUCUCCGGCAUCAACACCCGCAUGGGCGCCCAGGUCCUCGUCGAGAACAACGUCUUCGACAACGUCGUCCAGGCCCUCGUCUCCGUCGACUCCAAGGAGGAUGGCUACGCCGUCGCCCGUGGCAACGAGUGGGGCACCUCCACCAACGAGGCCCCUGAGGGUACCCUCACCGAGAUGCCCUACACUUACACUGCUGUUGAGGCCAGCGCCGUCAAGGCUGCUGUUGUUGGCAAGGCCGGCAACACCCUCUCUGGCUUGUAA
This is a messenger RNA of Lasiodiplodia theobromae, 972 nucleotides long. RefSeq names its product Pectate lyase. The record is from RefSeq and is a predicted model, not a curated record. NCBI's taxonomy places the organism in Eukaryota, Fungi, Ascomycota, Dothideomycetes, Botryosphaeriales, Botryosphaeriaceae. The transcript has 2 exons. Gene Ontology annotation, molecular function: pectate lyase activity. Bases 1 to 972 code for a protein of 323 amino acids.